This is a messenger RNA of Cinara cedri, 41924 nucleotides long. The record is from the annotation of a GenBank genome assembly. Lineage: Eukaryota; Metazoa; Arthropoda; Insecta; Hemiptera; Aphididae.
AUGAGGUAUAUAAAUUAUUUACUCACAUGUCAUAUUAAAUGACAAGACGGGAAGAAUUAAUAUGAGUCUUAUGAGUGGGAAUUGUACAGUUUUGUCACACGGUUCGUUAACUCAUCCACCGUCGACACAUACUAUAUACAUUAUAAUAAUAAAUUGUCCUUGAAAUUUAACAAACUAACACUUGAUCGAGACGAGUCGUCGGAUUUUAAAAACAAAGCUCAUUCAUGAAUUAUUUUGACGACCGAGAGUCGGUCUUCUGUUACCUACAAUUUUGCUUUAUAAUUUAUUUUUUGUGUUCAUAGGUUGGCGACAGAGAAAGAAGUCGCUGCGGCCGCGGGACGUGACUGCAUCGGGUCGGCGGGUGCAUCCGCCGGCAUGGGGAGACCACGAUCCCAUCACCAUCAUCACCACCAUCACCACCAGCAGGUGGACGCGCCCCCUGGGCCGUCGUCCCUGUUCCUGUUCAGCACCGACAAUCCUGUCCGUCGAUAUACCAGGUUCAUCAUUGAAUGGCCAUAUCCUUUUGAAAGUCUACAUUCAAGUUUGAUAAAAUAAAGAGCUUAUAUCUAGAAUAGUAUUAUGAAAACAUUUUCUAGAUCCAAUUUUUCUAGGUGAAUUUUAGAAACUAAUCAUAAUAUUAAUUUUGGAAAAAUUAUCAACUUAGAGUUAAAAGUUUCUUAAUAUUUUUAAUAGCCGAGACAACGUUAGUACGUAUAUUAGUUAUGUAGUUAUUGGAAGAGUUGUAUACUUAUUUUAUUGUGAAAUUAAGGAAAAUAAUGUUUAAAUCAUCUUAACUGUAACAGACAGAAUUUAAAACAAAUAUUCUAAACUAAUAUAAUAUCCUCUGAUUUUUGUCUUCAUUGGUUGUGGCUUCGCAAGUUUUGUAUCUUUUUUAAUGCAGUUUUUCUACUUUAAGACUUUAAGACUUCGGUCUUCCCAGAAGAAUUUUUCCAACUGGAUUCUCCUCAAUCGCUCUUUUUAACAUCAAGCUGAAUUUCCAACAGGCACGUCAUCUGCAUACACCAAUCUUCUUUUACCUUUUUUUUCAAAAUCAAAAUUAUCAAUUUAUCUCAGUGCAUGCAAAAAAUAUCUAAUAUAAUUCUAUGAAUGUCAAUAACAGUAUAAUAUUUAUUCUGAACGGUCGGCAGAUCGAUAGAUUAAAUAUUUUGUUCACCGAAAAUAUAUUUUUCGUAAUAAGGUUUUCGAUUUUUCUGGAAAAUUAUUAUAAUAUAUAGUCUUUCUUCAGCGUCAUUUUCAUAACACGCGUUAUAUUAUCGAAGCGAUGCGCUGUUUCGAACGGUUUUAGCGGAAAAAAUUUGUGGGUUUCACUCCUGCCUGUAGUGUUUAUGAGCUCUUUUAAACACACAUCGAAUUCCAUUAAAGGUCAAUAAUAAUUUAACGACGUCAUAAUACUAUAUUAUAACAAUAUUAUAAAAUUCUCUUUCGUAAAUUCAUACUCCUCGUCGUCGACGGCAGUAUCUUUUCGUUUCUAAUUGUCAUUUUGCGUAUGCCAUUCCAUAAACUUUCGAGUAUGUGAUAAAAACCCAAAAUCCAUUUUUAAAAUUUUUUUUUUAGUUUAGUUAUUAACUUGUUUACACUCCACGUACAAUAAUAUUAGUAUUUUAGCCUUAAUUCAAUUAUCUUGCACUCCGUUCGAAUAUGCGGUGCUGUUAACCAUCAUAGCCAACUGCGUGGUGUUGGCUCUGGAGGAACAUCUGCCCAAGGGAGACAAGACUGUACUUGCUAAGACUUUGGUAAAACAUUCGAUUAUAAUAACACUAUUGUCGGUGACAUCCACUAACGUGAUUUUGACGAUUUCAGGAGGCAACUGAACUCAUUUUCCUAGCAAUUUUUUGCGUCGAAGCGACUCUCAAAAUAUUAGCUUUAGGUUUUUUACUGCACAGCGGCUCAUAUCUUCGUAAUAUAUGGAACAUUAUGGACUUUUUUGUAGUUGUAACAGGGUGAGUACACCGUUAUUUUAUUAAAGCUUUAAUAUCUUAAAUUUAUUUUUGAUGUACAUUGUACUAACAACAUAAUAUAUAACAUAUACUUAAAAAAUAGACACGAAAUCUAAGAAAAAAAAAAAAAUUUACUAUAUAUUUAAGUGUAGACCAAAACGUAUAUAUAAGAAAAACUAUUUUAAAUCGGCUAGGGAUGCGCAUUGGACUCAGGGGUUUACCGAUUUCUAGGUCAAUGACUGAAUUCAUGGAGUCCAACAUGCUGGACAUGAGGAUGUUGAGGUCCUUUCGGGUGCUCAGGCCUUUGAAACUGGUUUCGAGAAUCCCAAGUAAGGCACUCGAAAUGUCUCAGGACCACAGGAAAGCAUUUUUGAAACAAUUAAAAAUCCUCGAAUGUUCUAUUAUUUUUCAGUAAAACCAUUUGUUUAACCCGUUUUUGUAGGCGUAUAUUGCAUUUGGUUUAGACAUUUAUUCCGAAUAUCGGAUUAGACUUUAACCGUUGGUUUGCGAACUUUUAUAUAUAUAUAUAUUUUACAUAUAUAUAAAUAUAUACAUAAUAUAUUAUUCUUUUGGACUUUUUGCUGGAUGAUAGAAAUUCCCGAGUAGAACUAUAUAUAUAUAAUAAUAAUUAUUAUUAUACCGUUGAUAUAAUACAGUUGGUCGAUAUAUAUAUUUUGUAGUUGGAUUAUUAAUAUAAUAUAUAUAAUAUACUUAUAAUAUUAUUCGGCUUGAUUCGAACGAACUUAUAACAGUAUUCAUAAUAUAUAUAUAUAAUAUACAUCAUUUAGCUCCGAUAAGGCGUAUUAGAGAACUAGAUAGAAACAAAACGGGUCUUUAUAUAUAUAUAUAUUUUUUUUUUUAGAAAUCUGCACGACUAGAGCGAGUCGACGGUAAAAUAAUCUAUUAUAUCAUUAAUGUAUAUACAUAUAUAUAUAUAUAUAUAUAUAUAUAUACAUAUAUACACAUAUUUAAUCAACACUCGUAAAAAUAAUAUACAAUAUAUAUUAUAUAUUGACCGUAGAUUAUUAAUACUUUGAGUCGUAUAUUUUAUUAAUUUAUUUUUUUAUUUUUUUGAAUAUAUAUAUAUAAUAUAUUUACCUAUCGUAUUUUCUAUAUAUACCUAUAUUGUUAUACUAUUACCGCUAUAUGAGAACAUAUAUUACAUAAAUAAUAAUAUUAUUACAAUAAAAAAAUUAGGAAUAUUAUUUUAUUAUUCUUUUUUUUUUUUAUAUAUAUAUACAAUACCUAGUGGACGAUAACGUUUUUUUUUUUUUUUUGGCGAACCGUAGUCUUGUCUAUAUUAUAAUUUUUUAACUAAUAAUAAUAUAAUAGUGGCAGUUAUAUAUAUAUGUAUAAAUAUAUACGAGAUAUUAUGCAUCAUAGGCCGAAAAACCAUUGUAGGACGUUGCGUACCCAACACACACGGGGACUAAGAAAACGCGGGAGUGUAAUAAUUAUUGUAUCGUGUGUCGUUUUUGCUGUCGUUGUUGUUGUCGUUAUUUUGUUGUUGAAACCGCUGGCAUAAUACAAUAUAUAUACUCGAACUCGUAAUAAUAUAAUAUUAUCUAACCCCGGUCCUAUCUUAUCCCGUUUUGUUUUGUUUUGUUAUUUAUUUAUUUAUUUAUUUUUUUUUCCAAUAGUACUUACACACACACACACACACACAUACACACACACACACACACACACACAUACACACACACAUUAAUAUAAUAUAUAUUAUAUAUUUAUAAUAUAUAUAUAUAUAUAUAAGUAUACCGACAUUAAUUUUUGCUCUGAUUAUUUAAACGUAAUAUUUAUAUACAUAGGUAUUAUUAUGAUCUUGUAUUUUCGAUCCGUAGAUGAUUCCGUUUUGUUUUUAUUAUUAUUAUUAUUAUUACUAUCUAUAUAUUUAGUUUAAACACAUAUAAUAUAUUUAUAUAUAUAUAUAUAUAUAUAAAUAUGUAUACAAUGUGAUCCGUUUAUCGUGAACAAUUUUUUUUUCCCCGAUCAUUUUCGAGCCAUUUAAGCUUUAAUUGAACAUUAUGUUUUCAUUUUUCAUAUUCAAUUUUACACCAUCAAAUAUUAAUCCUCUUCCUAUUCUCAACACGGAUUAGCGUAGAGAAUAUUUUUCUAAUACAUUUCUAAUACGUAACACCGUGUUUUUUUUUUUUUUUUUUAGUUUACGAAUAAUAUCAGUAAAAAGUUUAAACUUGCGAAACAGGGAAGGCUUUCAUAAUCGUCAAAACUAUUUUUCGAUAUUUAAACCGAUAAUUUGUCUGUUGAACGAUUCCAUAACUAUUUAGAAAUACGAAAAACAGAAAUCAAAUUCGAUAAAGGCCCUCCGAGAAAUUCGCUGGUUCAUAAUAAAUGGAUCAUUCUGUAUAUAUAUAUAUAUAAUACAAUGUUAUUAUUAUUAUUAUUAUUAUAUGUGUUAUGUUAGAUACCUAUUCGAUUAUUUUUUAAUUUUAUUUUUUAUUAUUAUUCCGUAUUCGGGACCAUCGCGCACCACCCAUCAAAUUCUGAAAUAGAUAUAAUAUAAUUAUAUAUAUUAUUCAUAUAUAUUAUAUAUUAUAUACAUAUAUACAUAUAUAUAAAUAUGUAUAUAUAUAUAUAUAUAUAUAUAUAUUAUUACUCGUAUAUUAUUAUUAUUAUUAUUCAUAUUAUUGUUAUUAUUAUUGUUAUUAUUAUUAUUGAUAUUAUUGAUAUUAUUGAUAUUAUUAUUCGUUAUUCGGUAUUAUUGUUAUUAUUAUUAUUAUUAUUAUUACUAUUGGUAUUAUUAUUCGUUAUUCGUUAUUCGUUAUUCGUUAUUAUUACAUAUAUAGACACGUCCAGAUACAUAUUAUUAUUAUUGUUUAUUAUCUAAAUAUAUAUAUAAUAUAUAUUAUAUUAUAUAUAUGCGUAUAUUAUCUACAUACAUAAUUAUUAAAUAAUACUAGACGCAUAGAACUAGAUGAAUAGAACGGAUUGCGUGUUUAUUUUGGGGUAGGUAGCGCACCGAGUAGUGAUUAGAAGUGUUGUUGCCACAGAUGUAUAACACAAAUACCGUCAUCGGGAAACAUGGAUCUGCGAACGCUGCGAGCGAUCCGAGUGUUAAGGCCGCUCAAAUUGGUCUCCGGCAUUCCAAGUGAGUACACACGCCGCACGCGGGAUACGAGUGCGGGCUGGCCGGCGACGGCGGCAGCGGUGGAGGCGGCGGUGGGGGUGGGGGGUUCAGGACCGAAACCCCCCGCCCCGGUCCCCUCCCCCGAAAACCGGGACGAGGGUAACAGGGACGCUGAGUGAGAGAUAUGAUGAUGAUGAUGAUGAUGUGAUGACGGAGAAAAAAAAAUUAGAGUGGAAAUAAAAGCAAAACGCUCAAUGCCAAUUUACCGGUAAAAUAUGACCAAUACGUCGCGACAACAUGAUAACCCGACAUAUCUCAUGCGGAAUAUUCUGUUGUCGUUCGCGGAAAUUGGACAUACUAUAAUAUAGAACGGUCGCCUUCCUCAUUCGCCGUGUGUAAUCCUCCGGUUUUUUUUUUUUUUUUUUUUUUUUUUACCGCUCCGUAGGUUUGCAAGUCGUGCUGAAGUCCAUUAUCAAGGCCAUGGCACCGCUGCUCCAGAUCGGCUUGUUGGUGUUGUUCGCCAUCAUCAUAUUCGCCAUCAUCGGACUGGAGUUUUACUCUGGAGCGUUGCACAAAACGUGCUACAAGUGCGUACAUACCUAACCGUGUUACGAAUACUUCCGCGUGGGUUUCGAAGGUUGUAAGGGGAGACGUAGCGAGGUCACCGAAUAUUCGGAUAUUCCACUCCGUCAUGCAACUUUCCGAACUUAUAUUAACCAAAUAAUUCACUCAUAACUGUUAUUAUUCUUACUAAAAACAUUUACAGUGAUUUAAGAAUAUCUGCGUGUUAAAUGUUUUGAAGUUUUUCUUAUAUAUUGAAAAUUGUAACGAGCUGAUAAACAAUAUUGCCGAUUAUAAAAAAAAAAAAAAAACAAGUCGUAAAUGCCACCGGUAUAGGGAGUGCUCAGGAUGCAAAAGCGGCGCAUAUCCCAUCAUAAACGAGAUGGGUCCCGGACCCUAGUGGUUUUGGUGGGUAGUACACUGGCUGGGUCCUAAUAAAUUGUAGGUCCAAAUGUUAUAAUAUAUCUCAUGUUUACAGAAUUAGGACUCUGAAUCUAUUUUUCCAGUGAUUUUUUUGUAAUAUGUUUAUCCUUUAUACAUUUAUAUUUUCGUAAAGUAAAAUCCCUUUGGUCUUUUUCUUCCUGAUAUUUUCACUUUAAUGUAAGUGUCUAUUCAGGUAAUUUUUAAAACCUUUAUAAACUGAUAGAUAUUAUGAUGUAUAUUUUUUGUUCUAUUUUUCUAAACUUCCAAACUAAUAUCAUUAUUAUUAAUGUUGUGGUACUAGUCGACUAUUACUACCCACGGAAACCCGAGACCCAACUAGUGUAAUUUAAAAAAAAAAAAUUAAAAACAUCAUAUAUAAAAAAAAAAAAAUGCAAAUUUAGCCACAAGAUAGAAAUAGUUCCUAUGCAACAUGUUCUACUAAAGCAAUCGAUUUUCGAAUUAUAGGUUAGACAAUUUGAAGGUGAUGGAUAUCGAGGGAUCGUCUCCGGCACCUUGCAAUUCGGACUCCGACUCGGACGAAAGUACGAAACCUUACAACGCGUACUUUUGUAAAAACGAAUCGUCCACGUGCAUAGAGGCCUGGGAAGGUCCCAAUUAUGGGAUAACGUCGUUCGAUAACAUCGGACUAGCCAUGCUCACCGUUUUCCAAUGCAUCACGAUGGAAGGGUGGACUACCAUUCUGUAUUGGGUGGGUUGAGCGUCGCUUUAAAAAAAAAAAAAAAAAAAAUGUUCAGAAUGAAUUAAUAUAAAAUAAUUUUUCGUUUUGCUAUUUCAGAUGAACGAUGCGUACGGCGUCCUAUUCAAUUGGAUAUAUUUUGUACCACUUAUUAUUCUAGGUUCAUUUUUUAUGCUCAAUUUAGUUCUCGGUGUGCUUAGCGGGUGAGUUUCAUUUUUAUCCCAUGCAUAUUAUAGGUGUUAUUAUAAUUCAUGAUAAUCAUUGUCCGAUGCCGUUAAUAUUUGACGUGGGGAAAGGGGACGGGAGAAUCCGCGACCGAAAGUUAUUAUCUUUAUUAAGAGUUAUCAAAAAAAAAAAAAAUUAAGGUAUAUCUAUUUUUAUACGCUUUACAGAGAGUUCUCAAACGAGAGAACCCGCGUAGAGCGCCAGUCUAAUUAUUACAAGAUGCGUACGAAAAAAAUGUACAUCGAUACGUUUAAUACUUAUAUUAACUGGAUUACGACCGCAGGUAUAACGCAAUUUUACCGCGCGUAAUAUUAUUUUGAAUGUAAAAUAUAAAUACCUUGUGUACGUAUACCUAUAUGUAUAAUUUAUUGUAAACAUAUUGAAUAUCAUAAUCUAUGUAGGUAUUGUGUACACGAUAAAAAUAACAUAUUAUAUACCGGGUGAACCUACGGGAUUUAACUGUUUCCUAUGCCAUUGCACGGGGAAUUUUGAAAUCGUGCGUACACAACGCCUUGUAUAUUAUUUGUUAGUUCCCAAGUAUUUUAAAUUAUAAAAUUGUAUUACUGUAUCACCGUCAUCGUUCCCGUAUAUACAUAAUAAUAUACGCAUAUUUGAAAUAUAUUUUAAAAUAUUAAUAAUACCUGUCCAAACAGUGGUGUAUUUGCAGGGGUAGAUGAAUUUAUUACCUCCCGGUGUUUUUUUUUUUUAAGAUUUUGGUUCUUACAAUCAUAUAGAUUAAAAAAGUAUCUCCUUCUAUUAGAAGUUAUAUGUUUUAACAUCAUUAUAUACAAACUAAUCAAGACGAUUUAAUAUUACGGGUUUAUGGAUAUCUUCUGAAAAAAGUGUACAGAAAUGCGAUUGUUAAGAUACUUAUAUCCACUUUAAUUGAUGUGAUAAUAUAAAAUUGUGCCGUAUAGAACUAUAAGUACCUAUGAAAGCUAUAUUUAGUUACCUUUACUCGGUGGAUAAUAAUUAUGUUUGGAGGACAAAUCGUAAAUAAAAGAAAGCAAAUACGGGCUGGGGUACGACGCCUCGUUUUUUUUUCGGUCUUCAGGCUCAGAUUAAAAUCGUAUAAAUGCGCCACUGUAUCCGAAGCACCUGUAAAUUUGUGAUUGUCGUCGUUGUCAUAUUAUUUUAUUGUUAUUAUUAUAAUUAGAUAUUAGUUUACCUAUACCCAUAAAUGUAAUGUCGAACCUUGUAGAGAAUUCGCUAAAGAAAGAGAAAAAGUCGAAAACCGGCAAACGUUCUUGAAGCUACGGCGACAGCAACAGCUCGAACGCGAGCUCAACGGUUACGUAGACUGGAUAUGCAAAGCCGGUAAGUCGGCUUAUAAUAAUAUUAUUUUUGCUCCCACAGCACUCGUAGACGUAAACAAAAUAUUUAUUAUCAUGAAAACGUGACGCAUUUUAAAGAACAAAAAUGUGUGUGAAUAUAUAUAGGGUGAUCAACUUACCAUGAACCAGCGAUUUUCUCGAAAGAUUUAAAGUUAAUUUGAGUUCUUUUUAAUAACUAUAAAACCGUUUAAGUUUUAUUUUAACAUAAUUUUUAAUUUUUACCCCAUACUCAUUAUAUUUGAAAUGGUUAUACUUUAGAUUUACCAUUCUUUUGAAUACAGUUUAAAAUAGAUUCCAGUGUUCUACAAAUUAUUAUCGACAUAAAAAAAGAUAUCGUAUUUAGCAUUUAUAAAUGACAACAGUUUAAAAUUUAGACCAGAAGAAUAGUGAAGAAUAACCCUGCCCUACUCCUCUGGACUAAACUUAAAAUUGAUAUGACACACUCAUGAAAGGUAAUAAGCGAUAUUAGUGGUAUGCCUAACAACAUUUUUAGACAAAUAUCCUCUAAUUUAAUCUGUUUUCAAAAAAAAUAUUGUUAUUUAAAAAUUCAUUGUGUAUACUUAUUUCAGGUAUAAGAAGUAGGGUUAAAAAUUAAAAAUAUUAUUAAAGCCUUAACAGUUUCAUAAUUAUUUAUAAAAAAAACUUACAUCAAUUUCACUUAAAACCAUUAAAGAAAAUCGCUAAUUCGUGAUAAAUUGAUCACAUUUACAUUUAUAUUUAUUUAUACGUUUUUUUUCUUCGUCUGUAGAGGAAGUGAUCCUUGCCGAAGAACGGACGACGGACGAAGAAAGGAGACAUAUUAUCGAAGGUACCUAUCUAUAAUUGUUAUACUAAUCAUAAACGUUAAAACAACAAUGGCACAAAUAUGUUUGUGUAUUGUGUUUAUGAUAUUUUGCAGCGAGAAGAAGAGCCGAAGUAAAAAAAAAAAAACUGAAAACCUUGGGCAAGAGCAAAAGCACGGAGUCCGAAGAAGAGUGUGAGGAAGAAGAAGCUGAUGAAGGUAAACGAUAUUGUUAUUUUACCCAGGCGCGUAACAUAAAAAAAAACCCCCCAUGGGGGUUUUAAGCUUUUUAAGGUUAAACUACUUACGUUUCGUUAGUAUAAAAAAAUAUACCUAAACAUUUUUCUGUCAUUUCGGGAGAGAAGGGGAGGAUUGAAUCUCCACUUCCCUCUUGUGUACGCAUCUGAUUCUACACGAUCUUAUUUAUAAUAUAUUCCAUGGAUUCCGGGAGUAAUUAAUAAUUACAUUUAUAAGAAUACAGCCCUGUGCUUUUAUUUAAUUUUAAUAAUCAUAAUAUGUCAUCGUUGACUAAUAUGUUCUAUAUUUAACAACCAUAUUUAUAUAAAUGUAUAAAAAUAUUGUUAAAACUUUAUCGAAGUAUAAUGUUAUAUGUUUCAGUGCUUGGUAAAGGCAAAAAAGGUACAGUUUUAUUGUUUUGUUUCGUUUUGUUUUGUUUAGUUUUUUUUUUUUUGUUUUUGUUUUUGUUUUACGUAAGAGGAUAUUAUAAUAUACGUAUACGUAAUAUAAUAUACGAGUAUUUAGCGUGAGUUUUGCCUAGAACGUUUUUUGAAACGGGUGAUGGGGGCGUAGGUAUUGUUUAGAAACACCCUGGAUUUGUAAACUAUGAUGAAAGAGACCUGCAUAUUAUAAUAUAAUAUAUAAUACAUUAUAUAGGUACAUAUUUUGCAUGUUUAAGGUGUGUGUGCGCGUACCUAUAUUAUAAUAUCAUAAGUGUGGGCUGCGGUUAGUAAUUUAGAUAAAUUAUUACAUAUAGGUAAUUAUUAUUGUUACAGUAGUUAUUAGAUAUAAAUCAAAAAAAAAAACUUGUGUACAUAUAUAAUACGAAUUUUGUAGACAAAAAAUAAAAAUACACACCGUUUGAAAAACAAAAUAUGUAUAUAAUAAUAUAUUGUUAUUCAGUGUUGCUGAUAUUUUCACAGUGGCGAUUAUAUAUGAACAAAAUAUUAUAUUAUGAUUGUGUGAUCACGGUUUAAUUAUACUCGCAAUUCGCAUCGUCUAUUAUUAUAAUUAUAUAAAUAUAUUAUCAUAUAUAUUUGAAUAAUCAUAUUUAAACAGAGGACGUCACGGUAUCAUGUUGCCGAUUCUGUCUUUCUAACGUAAAAUAAUAUAAUGAUACCUAAUGGUACACCCAUUAUUCUUGGUUCUAACAAAAAUCGAAACAUAAAUUAUUUUACCUCAUAGAUAAUCCAUGGUACAUAGAGUAUGAGCGUGAAGGAAAAGGAAAAGAUUAAAUGAGGUCGACGAGACAAGAGGAGUAUAAUGACAAUAAACGGUGAUGUAAAAAGCGAGGUUAAGAGUUGUAAAUACCUAUCUAGGAUCUUUUGUACAAACUAACGGUGGUUUUAACGAGGAUGUGAAACAUGGGAUUAAGUGUGGUUAGAUCCAGUGGAGAGAAGCGUUAGGUGUUUUAUGUGACGAGAGAAUUUCAAUGAGACUUGAAGGUAAGUUCUACAAUAGUGUGACGAGACCGACUAUGUUGUAUGGCUCGAAAUGUUUGAUGAAAUAGAGAAAACAGAACAGAGACUGAAUAGGUAUAGCAGAAAUAAGAAUGAUUAUAAUAAGUGGAUAAAUGGAUUGAUGAUAGAAGAUAGGACAAGAAACGAGUACAUUAUAGGUAGCAUAGACAUGGACAAAUAGGCUUCGAUAAAAUCAGAAAUACACUGAAACAACUAAAACACGUGAUGAACAUAGAAAAAUCGGAAUUAGUAAGAAUAGUAAAGAAAAUAGAUGGACAAUCAGCUAUUAGUACAAAACAUUUGGACCAUUGUUACAAUUAUAGUACUUUUUAGUAACGAAAAUAAAAAAAAAAUACUCUAUGCAAAAACCCAAUAAAUAAUAAUAUGUUAUCUUUAAAUUAGUGAACACAUGUUUUGUUUUAAGUAUAUAUUAUAAAGGUGCUAGAGAAUCAUUGAAAUUCCAAAAACAUCUUUUUGUUUUAUUAUGGCCCUGUAUGAAAGAAAUUGGCGGUAAACGUGUUACUGUGACAUCCUGUUAAAAUCGUAUACGCGAUCAUAUUAUAGACACAUUAUUUAGCGAUAAAAAUAUAAAAGAAGUGUGGUUCGUGCGACAAAAACAAUUAAUGCACCGCUUUCUCUCGAACAUAAUAACCUGUCGAUUGGUGUUUUAUAAUAUUUAGGUAUAUAAUAAUAAUAAUAACAUAUGAUGGAGUUUAUCGAUAGACAGAAUAAGUAUAGCCUUGCAUUAUUAUAGCCUUUGCGUACAACUAUAUAGAAUAACGUAUUUACGUGUUUGCAUAUCCACAGGUUUUCCUCGCACGCCAACGUUCAAAGACCGAAUGCGGAAAAAGGGCGUCUGCGCUUCCAUGUGGAGGGCCGAAAAAAGGUUUAGGUUUUGGAUUAGACGCAUGGUAAAAGCGCAAUGGUUCUAUUGGUUCGUCAUUGUGCUAGUGUUUUUAAAUACGGUGUUCGUAGCCAUCGAACAUCACAAUCAACCGAAAUACAUAACGGAUUUUGUCUGUAAGAUAUUGUUACAAUUAUUAUUUAAAUUUCACAAUAUUUAUUGGUUUUCUUUUUCUUUUCUUUUUUGAACAUCUCUCUAUAAAGUAUAAUUAUCAAUCUGCAGAUUGGUUUGCAGCCCUCCUCCGUUAUUCUCCAUAACAUCCGCUUUUAUUUUUAUCUGUAUAUACGAUAUGCAUCCUCGGUCCUUUGUUAUUUCAUUGAAUGUAUAUUCCUUAAUAGGUCUUCCUUCUUUCACGCUCCAUUUAACAAUCAAUUUUAGCAAGCUCUCGUGUUAUACUACAUAUCCACCGGUCCCGUCGUCUAUGUAUAAACUUUUCCAUAAGAUAUAAUAUCACUAUUUGGUAUUAAAAGUUAAAAAUUAAUAUUUUUUUUUCCCCUCGAACAGUUGUGACGGAAUUCGUUUUCCUCGGGCUCUUCAUGGCCGAAAUGUUCAUCAAGAUGUACGCGCUCGGUGUACGGAUAUAUUUCGAUUCCGCGUUUAACCGAUUCGAUUGUGUGGUCAUCAUGGGUUCCAUAUUCGAAGUCAUAUGGUCACAUAUCAAUAAAGGCGGUUCCUUCGGGUUGUCCGUACUGAGAGCCCUGCGGUUAUUGAGGAUAUUCAAAGUGACGAAGUAAAUGCCGUUAUAACAAUUCGCAUCUAAAAACGAUAUUAUAUUAUUAAUAUAUAUGUAUAUUCAUAUAUUUAUCUGUAUUUAUAAAAUUGUACUUUCAUUAUUAUCUAUAUUCUUUAGAUAUUGGUCUUCGUUGCGAAACCUCGUAAUAUCGUUACUCAACUCGAUGAGAUCGAUUAUAUCGUUACUUUUCCUAUUGUUCUUGUUCAUACUGAUAUUCGCUCUGCUCGGUAUGCAGUUGUUUGGCGGUCAGUUCAAUUUCGAAGAUGGAACGCCACCCACCAACUUUAACACAUUUCCAAUAGCUCUACUGACUGUAUUUCAGGUAGGCUGGUAGUGAUUAUCCUUGCAAAUGUAUUCCCAGACAGAAACAUCGAAAAAUAUAAUACUUCUAUAAUGCUAUAUCUAGGUUUAAUUCAAAAUAUAUUAUUUAAAUUUUUUAAUAACUCUAAAUUUAACUUGAAUUUUAUAUUUAAAAUCCAGAUAAUCAGAUAAUUAACUGCUACAAAAAAUUCCGUUUAAAUUUCAGUAAUAUUUUUUGAACUGAAAUAUUUCUGGAACAUUAUACAUUAAGUCAAAAGUGUUUCUAGAAAAUUUCAGUAAACUUAAUUUGCUGUCUGGGUUAAUUUAUAGACUACUCAUAUACUUGGAUAAGAAUAAUCACUCACAUUUUUGAUAUUACACGUAAUAAUGCCGUUAUUCGUACAUACGUAGAUUUUAACCGGCGAAGAUUGGAACGAAGUAAUGUACCAAGGCAUUCGGAGUCAGUCGAAGGCUCAGGGCGGGGGCAUGGUAUACGCGUUGUAUUUUAUUGUCUUAGUGCUGUUUGGUAACUAUACGCUCUUAAAUGUGUUUUUGGCUAUUGCCGUCGAUAAUUUGGCGAACGCGCAAGAAUUGACGGCUGCCGAGGAAGAACAAGAAGAGGAAGACAAAGAGGUAAGCGUCAUCGAAAAAAUUAUGCCCAUAUAGGUAUAUCAUACCUAUAUAAUAUCCCACUGUUUUUGACACCGAUGUUCUGGGUAAAUUGUAAGUAUAUGUAUAUAGAAACAGCAACAAGAGCUUGAAAAAGAAAUGGAAGCGCUGCAAAUGAAUACGGAUGCAUCAAAAAUCGAUAUAAUACCAACGUCACCGUCGCAAAACUCCAGGUAAAAAUUUUUAUAAUCAUGUUCACGUGUGUUUUUGAUAUUAAUUUAUGAAAUAAUUCGAAGUGUUUCGCUUAUCAGACAUCACCGAAAACACCAUAUGGACGAGCCCGAAAGCAAAGCAGAGGAAGAAGAAGAAGACGAAGGCCCAAAACCAAUGUUACCGUAUUCGUCGAUGUUUUUGUUGACGCCUACCAACGGGUAACACAAUUAUAAUUAUUAAAAUUAUAUAUUAGCUAUAUUCUGUAGAACAAUGGUCGUUAAAUUAAUACGAAUCAAAAAUAUUAUAUCCUUACAUAUUUGUUCUAUUUGAAUAUUAUAUUAAUGUUAUGUUUUCAUUCCCCCCCUCUCGGUAAAACAGUAUUAGAAGAGGCGCUCAUUGGAUUGUGAACCUACGGUAUUUCGAUUUUUUUAUUAUGCUUAUUAUAAUAUUAAGCAGCGUGGCAUUAGCGGCCGAAGAUCCAAUUAACGACGUUUCAGAUUGGAAUGAUUACCUAGACGUAGUCGACAACGUUUUCACUGUGAUAUUCGCCAUAGAAAUGAUAUUAAAGGUAAAACCACGAGAUCAACGUCGAAUAAUUUAUAAACGUACAACUAUAACUAAACUAUAUAAUCGUUUUCACGUGUAUUAUAUACCUAUAGGUCAUCGAUCUAGGAGUAAUUUUACAUCCCGGUUCGUAUCUUCGAGAAUUUUGGAAUAUAAUGGACGCGGUGGUCGUUAUUUGUGCGUUCGCGUCAUUUAUAUUUCAAUCGAAAAAGUAAUUCAUUUAUAAAAUAUUUCAAUUGUGAUCAAACAAUUUAUCGUCAUUAUUACAAUAAUAUGGUUUUGACGUUUUAGCAACUCAGCAGUCGGCUCAAAUCUGUCGACAAUUAAGUCACUCCGAGUGCUGAGAGUACUGCGACCGUUAAAGACCAUCAAACGCGUACCUAAGCUCAAAGCGGUUUUCGAUUGUGUAGUAAAUUCGUUAAAAAACGUCAUCAAUAUAUUAAUAGUGUACAUAUUGUUCCAUUUCAUAUUUGCCGUCAUCGCCGUGCAAUUGUUCCACGGGAAGUUUUUCUUCUGUAACGACAGCAGCAAGUCGGAAAACAAAACUUGCCAGUGAGUAAAACACGCAUUGUGUGCCUGUAAUAUUAAUACAUUUUCAAUAUUGUACUGUAACUUGCUCGACCGGUCUGUUUAGGGGUUUUUAUUUCAAAUAUGACGGCGAAGAUACGGAAGACGUGAAUUCGCAAAAGUUCAUACCGGGUGUCGAAAAAAGGGUAUGGGAUCAACAGGAGUUUUACUACGAUAACGUGGCCGUGGCCAUGCUAACGUUGUUCGCGGUACAAACGGGAGAAGGAUGGCCUCAGUGCGUUUAAAUAUUACUUAUAUUUAUUUAAUCGAUAAACGAUUUUAUUUCUCUAUAUUUCACCAUUAUUGUUGUCAUUUAUUUUUUUUUUUUUUCAAACAGAGUGUUACAAAAUUCAAUAGCGGCUACAAACGAAGACAAAGGACCCAUACCGAAUUACCAUAUUGAGAGAUCGCUAUUUUAUAUUAUAUAUUUCAUUGUGUUUCCGUUUUUCUUCGUCAACAUAUUUGUUGCGUUGAUAAUUAUCACGUUUCAAGAACAAGGCGAAGCCGAACUGCAAGACGGUGAAAUAGAUAAAAAUCAGGUAUAUAAUAUUAUAUUAUAUGGUAACUUAAAGACUUUAGAGGAAUAUCAUCUUCUACGUUGUUGUCAGUAAUGAAAACUUAUUAUUAUACAUUUCGCGUGCAAAUAAUAUGUAAAAUACGCAUUAAAUAUGAAACGAAAUUAACGCGUUUCGUUUUAAUAAAUAAUAAUAAUAAUAACUAAAAAUAAUGUGUUUGUGUGCAUAACAAAAUGGUUUACACGUAUUUUUUUUUUUAAAAUACGAAAGAUACAGAGAAAAAAAAACAGCAUAGAUUUAGAUUUUAAUAACUUUGUAUGAUACUAAUAUGCUUGAGGUAAAGAAACAGAAAAAUGUAAUAGGUAUUUAAAUUUGUCUGCGUAUUAACCACCGAAAUAUUCGUUUGGUUUUAAAUAAAUUGUUGACGAAUGUUCAUUCCAGAAAUCUUGUAUCGAUUUCACCAUACAAGCAAGACCGCUAGAGAGGUACAUGCCCAAAGACCGAAACAGCAUAAAAUACAAAAUAUGGCGGCUGGUAGUGUCGACGCCGUUUGAAUAUUUCAUCAUGAUACUGAUCGUUCUGAACACUCUGUUACUCAUGAUGAAGGUGAGUUUAUUGGGUAUAAUAUAAAAUUUUACCUAUGUAUUAAAAUAUAGUGACUCACAGCGAUUUAAAUUAUGUUCUAUACACAAUCAUUAAUAACAUUAUAAUUAUAUAGCAACAAAGUGGUUCAGUAUUGCACUAUCGUAGGUACCUCAGUUGUGUUUAUUAUAACAGUUGGCGCGAUUCGAGCUCGGGACGGUAGAGCGCAUUACCGGUAUAAUAAUAAAUUAUAAUAAAUAAUAAUAAUAAGUAAUAAUAAGUUCCGUCUAAUUUUCAAAAAGAAAUCCACAAUUUACUCCCCCCCCCACCCCUCAAUCGUCAACCUUGAAUUGUGCCGAUCUAUUGUAUAAUACAUUACACGUAUGACCAAUAACAAUACUAUGAUGUUGCUAUACCGAUCGUUACGGUUAUGAAGUGCUUGCAUAGAAACAAAAUAUUUCAUCAACACUAAUGUUUCACCUUUUAAAAACUACGCGAAAAAUACCGGUUUUUCACCAAAUUUUAUUCCCGCCAUUGACAUAACAUCAUAUAUUAUAUUAAAUACUGUAUUUAAUAUUGCAUAGUAAUACAAUAAAAAAAAACAUCAAUUUGUAUACAGGUGAUAAUUAUUUUACGUACUCGGACUCGUUAAAGGUUACCCAUUGCGAUAAAUCCGUAAUAUUUUUGUUCGAUAAAAUUUCCCCGAAAUUAUAUUAUACCUAUGAGGUUACUGUUUUUACUUUUAUUUUAUUUUUUUUUUUAUUAAACUCUUAUAAUAUUUUGAUUGCAUGCAAUUUGCUUAAGCUGACUCACUCCCAUUUUGCUGUGGAUAUCACACACACGAUGAUUUUUUUUCUUCAAGUUGCUUAUAUACUUCUCUCUAUCUCUUGUUCCGCAUAACUUUUGCUUUUAUAACGUCUAUAAUAAAAUUGAUUGUAUUAUAUGAUUAAUCAACUUUGGCAAAAAAAAAAAAAACACCACUGCCUUCAUAUUGUAUGUAAUGUGUUAUAUAUUUCUUUGCAUUAAAUCAUUAAAUCAGCCGAUAGAAAUAAUAUUUUGAAGUACGGAUUUCUUUAUGAAAAAUAAACCCAUGUGUUUAUUCAAAGAAAAAAAUCUAUUUUUACAUUUUGAUGCAUAUUUCGAUAAUAAUAUUUUUACAAACAGCAAAUUUUCGUAUAUUUUACUGAUACUUGUAUAGAAUAUUAUAAGUACGUAUUGUAUUUUACACUUUUAAGAAGAUAUUAAAAUUACCGUAUUUUGGCUAUUUCAAGAAAAUUUAAAUUUGAACUCUAAUAUUACAAUAUUAUAGUUAUAGAUGCGAAGUUAGGAAUAUGUUAGUUUUACAAUGAUACAUUGUUUUUUUUUCUGUGACAAAAAUGUCUACCAUAAAUUUUUCUUCGAUGUAGCACCUUUUAUGAAAGAAAAUUUUAUCUGAGUGGUAUAUUAUAAAUAUUGUUAAUUGUUUGAUUUUUCAAAGAGUUUUCAUAAUAAUUAGGAAAAAACAUAGGCAAAAAGGGAAAAUUAACGAAAUGUAUUAUUUAAUUUUUUUUUUUUUAUUAUUAUUAUUAUUAAAAUUUGUAGAUACUUGAAAUUAAGACAAAAAUCUUAUAUUUACCUUUACUAUUUGUGGUUAAAUUUUCAAAAUAUUUUAGCCAUUUUUAAGAUAGUUAAAGAUAUUUUAGUUUUGCGAGUUUUUUACGUAAGUUUUAUUCUCUACUCUUUUAAUAAUAUUGUUAAACCAAACAGAAAUGCAUGAAAAUGUAACAAAAGAUUCAUUUUAAGUCGCACUUUGUGGUAAAAAUAUGAGUUUUUUUAUAUACGAGUUUUAAUAUUAAAUUAUGAUAAAAAUUGUAAAUAUUACGUCCUUUCAAACUGAACUUUGCUCAGAAUCUUUUUUCGUUAGCAAUGAUUAAUCUUGCAUUCUAAUUUAAUUUAAAUUCAUCUCUAUUACCUUACCAACUUCUAAUUUACAACGUGAUCGCCCAUCGUGCGAACUAUGUCCGUCUUUUUUAUAGUUCAAAUUACUAAACUAUAUUGUUAUAAUUAAUUCAAAAUUAUCAUUAUCACGUAUUCACUGAAAAAAAAUUCAAACCCAUUUUGAUUAAAAUAACGGUUAACUUAUUUUUUUUAUCGUUUUUUUUUUUUCGUAAAAAUAUAUCUAAUAAUUAAUUAAAUUAACGAGUACGAAUUUAUAAACUGAAAGAACGAUGCAAUUUAAUUUUUAUUUUUCUUCUAACUUGUGUAAAAUAGUCGCUGCAUUCAAUCAUUUAUUUGGUAGGUGACAAUAUGAUAAGAUUUUACUGUAAAACCAUGUUCAAUUGUUUUUUUUUUUCUAUUUUGUUUGCUUUCAAAAAUUGUUCUUCUCUCUUUUUUUUAUACUAUUAUAAUGGUUGAUCAAUGUUUUUUUUUUUUUUUUUUUUUAUUAUUCGUUUUAUAGUUUUAUCAACAAAAAAAAUACUACAAGACUGCUCUACAUUACAUGAACAUGGCGUUUACUGGCAUGUUUACCAUUGAGUGCGUGCUCAAAAUUUUGGCGUUCGGAAUCAGGGUAAGAAAUUACGUAACACAUACUCAUGUAGUUAUCAUAAUUAUUGUUAUUCACUUGACAAUUAUAAUAUAUUAUUAAUGUUUAGAAUUAAAAUAUAAUUUCCCAAUAUCAUAAUAAUGAAACAUUUCUUAAUCGUUUUUUAACCGUUGUAUUUCCCCGUACAGCCCACCAUGUUCGUUUUCCGAAUGUUAUUCUAUAAUUUCAAAAUCAUAUAGCAUCUCCUGACUUAUAUCUAAUGUACCAAUCCUUACCUACAAUCAUUCAGAAAUUUCAUCGCGUGCUUUCCAUUGAUUUUUUUUUUCCACUUAAUAAAUUAUACCAAUUUAAUAUUUAUCACUUUACUCGGUCGAAAAAAAAUAUUUUCGAUAAAUGCAGCCACUGCAGUAGUUAUUAUUGCCGAAUCGGAUAUGUCCUAAUCUAUAACAGAAGGUAAGUGAUAACUAUUACGAGCCAACAACGUGAGUUUUAUAGACACAUGCUACAUAUAUUAUUCUUAUUGCUUUAACGUAUCGAUCUUUAAUUUUCUGUUAUUAAACCGAGCAUGCCGAUUAUAUUGAUAGUACAUUAUGUGUGUGUGCGUGAAUUUUAUAAAUAAUUAUACCUAUUAUACUCGAUACCUCAUAACGUCCGCUUGUGUCUUAUUGCGUUUCAUAUCUAUUUUAUAUAAUUUUUGGCAUGUUACAAAUUUGUUCUUAUUAUUUUAUUAUUUACAACUAAUAUUUCAAUUUUAAAGGAAAACAAUUCUGGGCGCGCGUUAGUACCUACCACGGAUUAAGAUUAAGACAGUAUACGGAACCAUGGCUACCAUCGUUAUAAAUUCAGUUUUAACGCAGAAAACGAAUAUUAUUUUUAGUGUCACACUGACACGUCAGUAUCAAAUUAGACAACUAGCGCCCGCAUGGCUCAUUAUUUUUCAGAUAGUCAACCGUAGGAUUAUAUGUUCAAACUAUACCUAAUGAUAUGUACUGUUCAAUAUGUUGAGCUGAGUAAGGAAUGUAUUGGUUUUACUAAUCAUGAGUGCACAUUUUUUUCCACAGAGCUAUUUAUUGGAAUUUUACAUCUCCAAGUUUUUUCGUUUUUGUUUGGUUCUAUGUGAAUUAAAAAUUGGUGAGCAGAAUUGUUUGAAAAUUUUUCAUGAUAUACGUUAUAAGAUAUUUAUCAUUAGUUUUUUUUUUUCAUAAGCAUUUCGAAUUAAUAUUUUGAUGAAAAUCGUACAAAUUAAGGCAUUUCAAAACAUGUCUAACCGGUACUCGCUCAGAAACGUAUUACUUCUGCUACGAUAUUCCGUUAUUUACGGAUUUAAAUUAAACAACGUUGAGCAUCCUAUACUCCCGCCUUCUCAUUUAUAAUAGUGGCACACCUUUUAGCAGUACAAACUCGUGGGUUUGGUGUUUAAAUAUGUAAUUAUGAAUAAAAUAAAUGCAUAUAUUUGGCAUAGCUUUCAAAGGCGGAACUCCAAAUAUAAUAACUUUGCACAAUAUGGUAACAUUUUUUAGUACAAAACAGACUACCGUCACUAUUGAGCGUUAGGAGUCUAAUUUGAUAAUCGUAUAUAAAGGUUGCGUUAAAAACGUUUGUCAUUGAGUGAGAAAUAGCGGCCGUUCCGUAUUCUGUGUACCCUGCUAUCUUAAUUCGUCAUACUUAUAUUUGUGUCCUGUUAUCAAAACUGAUCUAUAAUUAUAUUAUAAUGUCACGCUAUACAUAUUUUCGCCCAACCGAAUACCUAUAAAUAAUUAAUGUCGAAACACAUAUUUUAAUAACAUAACCAAUUACACGGUACCGUUAUAUAAUAAAACUAUAUUAUGUAUACUAAAAAAAAAUGAAUAAAUAAUAGUAUAUAUUAUUGUUAUUAUUUAUUUAGAAUCGUUAGAUUUGGAUUGAUUUAUAUCCGAAUUUCGUCUUUGCGAUUAAUAAUUUAUUUUUAUUUUUCAUAUUUCACGGCAAAAAGACGUUACGUAGGUUUUUUUUUUUUUAAUUGCUUUUACCGAACUAAACCUAAAGCCGACUAUACACUGUGGAUUUUGAAUGACAAUCUAUGACAUUAACAGUCAAAACUGAUAGUAUAUAAUUCAUAAAUAUGACAACGGUUGACGAUUAAAUGUUUUGAUUGAUUUUUUUUUUAUUUGUAUUCAAAUGCACAUUGGCAUUUACGAGCGAUAGAGUAUAUUGUAAUCGAUUGUCAACUCAUCGAUCAAAAAAAGUAUACGUUACUGAUAAACGUAAAUAAUAGGCUUAGCCCUCAUAUCAUACGAAAUGCAUAGUGUACGUAUGACCGGCUUUACAAAGACGAAACCAAUGUACACAAAUAUUAUUAGAUAUUAUUUGGUUUUUUUUUUUUUUUUUUUCAGAAUUUUAUUAUAUUAUUAUUAUUAUAUUAGUGGUAUUAGUCGUUAAAUAAACACAAAAUCAAAACUAUAAUACUAUUGAACAUCGAAGUCAUUAAAUUAGUUGCCUGUGUAAUAUAUUUACAUAUCAUAUUAUAUAUAUAUACAUUUUUAUUUUUAUUAUUAAAACGUUGCUUUUAUAUUUUGGUUUUUUAACAAAAAUAUAUAUUCCCGUGGGUGCAGCACCAUCGCGAAUCGUAUCUACUUAACAGUACUCUUCUGAAUCUCAAUCAUUUAUUGACGCUGCUAUUCCUGGUAGAAUGUGUCUUAAAACUCAUCGCGUUCGGAUGCAAGGUAACAUAGUUAUACAAUAUUAUAUUCACUUAAUAAUAAUAAUUUUAUUAUGUGUACAAUAUACAUUUAAAAUAUUUCUCAACAGUUUUUGUAUUUUUUUGACUUGUGAAUAUCCUUCUAAACAUUAAUGUUGUGUACUUAUUAUAUUCAGUGCAUACACAGCCGAUGGAAAGCAUGCAUGUUCAACAAACACCUACAUAAUAUAUACAAAUAAUUAUAAUUAAAAUUUUUGAUUAUUUUUAAACGUGUUUCUAAUCAUAUUUUACGUUUUCUGAUAUUUUUUAUGUCACGAAAAUGGUUUUGCAGAAUUUUUUUAAAGACCCGUGGAAUAUCUUCGACUUUAUCACGGUGAUCGGAAGUAUCGUGGACGCUUUGGUCAUCGAAUUCGGGGUAAGAUAGUAUACCGUACAUAAUUAAACCGUAUACAAAGUAUAUGAAGUUGUUUUACAAUAAUAUACAUAUUCGUAUAUUAUUUUGGCAACCUCGUUAUAUUUCUCCCAUAGAUAUAAUAUAUAUAUAUAUAUAUAUAUGUAUACAUUCAUGAUAAUUAUUAAGCUAUGUGUUUGCGAGUGUGUUCGUCUAUAAUAUACCCCUAGUUGUCUCUCCUAUAAUGUUAUAAUAAUUAUUAUACUUGCCUAUGUUAUAUUAUACACCUUUUGAACCAGAAAUUUAUACACUUGGCUUUAUCGACCUCUGCGAGUAUAAUAUUAUAAUAUCCGUCAACGAGAACUUUUUAUCUAUCUCUCUCUCUUUCUCUCUGUUUCAUUCUCUAUGUCUUCGUUACACACCCACCCACACUUAGCCACACAUACACAAACUUUGAUGCUAUAUUAUACCUACGAGCACACCAGUUCAACAGAAUAAAAAAAAAAUACUAUAUUUGUAGUCAUCGUGUUCAAAAUUUUUAAAAAAAAAAACUUCUCCGAUAUUUUCUUUUACCUAUGCCUAUUUUAUAUUGUUAUUUAAUCGCUUUUUUUUUUCUUUUACAUACUAACCUGACCUUGUAAUACUGUAUACUGUUAUCACCUAUUAUAAGACCAUCAAUUUAAUAUUUGAUUAUGUAAACAUACCUAAUAUAUACCUAUUAUAAUAAAUAUUCGUAUCGUGAAAUUUUAAGUUCGCAAAAUACCAUUAUUUAGUUAGAAAAAAAAAAAAAAAAAACUCAACGUUUAUAAACAAUGACGACGGAAUAACGCGGAGAAACAAUCAGACAGAAUGCCGUAUAAUUUUAAUCUGAACGCAAAAAACCGUGAAUAUAACAUAGUAUUGUGUAUCUCAUAGGUGCAAUUAGGUACAAUACUGUAUAUGAGCCGCGAAUAGGGGUCGACAUGGUUCUCGUAUUUUCGGUCCGAAAUCCGCGGUAUAAUAAGAUACCCGACAUUACACGUACACCGAGGACAGAAAUUUGUAACACAUAUUUACUAUAUAUCUUGUAUAGGAAAGUCUCGUAGGCCUGUUCCGAAUGAUUUCCGGUACCGGCCUAGGAUUAAUACAGCCCGUACCAAAAACAAAAUCGAUGUUCGGAGACGUUGUGGAGGUAAAUUUUUACAUUAUAAAACAAUCAGAAGUACGCCAAUUUGUUGCAUCCGACGUAGUAGACCGCACUUGUAUAUUAUUAUAAUUACUGUUGAAGAAUGUGUCUUUUGUAAUCAGUUUUUUUUUUUGUUUUUUUUUUUUUUUUGGUCUUUUGGACAUGGAUUUUUAUUUUUAUUUUUUAUUUUUUCAACCGUAUAUAAUACGUACAUAUAUAAUAAUAUAUACCACCGUUGCCAUAUUAUUAUAUUAAGUUGUGUAUAAAUAAAUAUUAUUACAAUAUUAUUAUUUACAUAAUUUUCCAUACAUAUUAUAAUAUAUAGAUGAUAUGUAUGCAUAUAUUUGUACGUAUUUAUAUAUUAUAAUAAAAUAUAAUAAUACGUGCAACGUAAUAUGUUAUAAUAAUUUUUAUAAUAUUAUAAUAUUAAAUCGCUCGCUACGUACCACAUGCAGGCAAGCGAAUACACGAUACAAAUAUUUAUAUAUAUAAUUGUCGAAAUUUUUAUUAAACCAUAUCACCAUAACAUAAUUAAAAUUAUUAAUUUAUUAAUAUAAUUAUAUAUAAUACAUAGGUAGUUAAACAUGUGUAUAAUAAUACAGUGUAAAGAUAUCCAACAUGUCCAUAGCUGUUGAGAAAUAACAACCGAAAACGAUAUUGUAAUAUUUGUUUUAAUUUUUUUUAUAAGUGUAUACUUUAUUUUGUUUUUUUUUUUUUUUAAAUUACUACAACAUUAUAUCGUUGAACUCUACUAUCGUUCGAUUUAAAUUAAUUUUUAAUUUUAUUCCGGAUCACAUCGUUUUUAUGUUAUUAUUAUGAUUUUUGUAUCAUAUAUUAUACAUCGAAUAUUGUUAGUUUUAAUACACCGUAUAAAAUAAUAUAACCUUUCGAAUUAAUAAUAAUUAUAAAAGUUUCAUUCUACACACAAUCCAAAAAACGAAUACGAUCUCGAAAUUUAAAUAAUCCACAAAGGAUUACUCGGAUUUUUGACGUGUUAAACUCGACAUUUUAUAAAACUUAUAAUAAAAUACGUAGGUACACUUAACCUAAAACUCUAAAACCCAUUUAAACCUACCAACCUAAUAUAAUAUAACUACGUAGCAGUCGUAAUAAAAUAAUAUUGUUUGUUAGAUACACAUUAUACAUACGUAUUUUUUUAUUGAAAGACAUAUUAUUAUUAUUACAGGUAUACGAUAAAAGUAGUGAGUAGGAAUUGGGUAUCUAUGUAUCAUGAUACUGUUAUUAGUAUUGUUUAUUACUUGUUAUUUCCGAUACAUUAUAAUAUAUUUUGUAUUGUACAUUGCAGUAGUAGGAAUACGUAGAUACGACUUAAGUACAAAAAUAAUAAUUGAUUUAUUAUCGUCAUUGUAGAAAAUAUUAUUAUAAACAAAUUGUAUUAGAAACAUAUCGUGGUAUUACACAUUACAUUAUUAAGAAUAUUUAUUAACAUAGCAUAUUAGUCUAAACGGUUAAAAUAAAUAAUAAAUAUUAGUGAGUAUAUUAUACUAAACGACAAUAAUAAUAAUAGUAUUAUAUAGUUAGGUCCGUCGUUACAUUGUUAUUGAUUAAUUAGGCGUAUUUUUUUUUUAUUUUUUUUUUGGUAGAUUAAAAUAUUUAUAUAUAUAAUUUUUUAUUAUAAUCAUAAUUAUUUUAUUAUUUUUGUUACACGAUUACAAUAAUAUAGCGUUGGAAUAUUAAUAAAAUAUUUCAAAAUAGGUAGUGUUGUAUUGUGUUUGUUUCCAUUUUAAAAUUAUAAUAAUUAAAUAAUGUAUUACGUUCGUCAAAUCCGUUAUACUAUUAUUUUAUUAUAUUGAUAACAUUACGAUGUUUGACUAUGAUAUUAUUAUGCAAAGGUGGCCGAAAGUCAUCGGUUGGCCGAUUUACACACAAUUCGAACUAAAAAAAACAAUAGGAACAAAGUUCCAAGUGGGUUUUUACUACGUCUAUCGUGAAAUUAAGUAUCGUAGUUAAAUAUCAAGUAAUUAGGAGGAAUGAACUUGGGUAUAGACUCUCAAUGAGCCGAUUUCUUUUCAUAUUAUAAACGCAUACGAAAAAUGACUUUUGGCUUUUGGCCGUCCUUGUAUUAUAAAUACGCGAAUAUAGAGAUAUAGAUAAUAUGAAAACGUAUUAAUUUCAAUUUUAUUCCAAUUGUUAAUUUUUCUAUACCAUAUAAUAACAUACCGUAUUGUCAAUACUGCGAUAUCGAAUUUUCGGUAACUUUUAUACGAGUCAAAAGUUUGAUAUUCUAUCGGCUAAUAUACAAGUCUGCAUAAACUAUUGUUCUCGGUUUUUUUUUUUUGAAAACAAAUUUAUAGAUACUAACAUAUAUAUUUCCCAUGGCCAAUAAGCCGACGACGGGCGUUUGCGUUUAAAUUCAUAAACGCAGACGCAUACCUACCUACGGUGUAUGUUAGAUUUAGUAUCGUUAAAUUUUUGAUGGUAUGAUAAUUUUAUAACAUAUGUUAUUAUAUUAUAUUAGAUUUUAUACAUUAUAUACAAACUAUAUAUUAUAUUAUUUGUAUUUCGUUUGUUAUGCGCAUUUUAAUAUUAAUAACAAAAAAAAAAAAAAAUUAAUAAUUACGAAUGCGGCACCAAAAAUGCAUAUUUUAGUCUGAAGUAUAUAAUAUUCUGCCAUUAAUGCAUUAUUAAGUAUAGCGUAAAUGUUAGGUAUUAUAUUAUUUUAAUACUAUUUAAUACUUAAUUUUUAACUUAUAGAAUAUAGAUAUAAUACAAUAAUGAUCGAAGCAUUAAAAACCGAGAAAUUCGUUAAAACAUUAUAAUAAUAGGUAUAAUAGUAGGUAUUGCAUCGGUAAUUAUUAUUGUUAUUUUUAUUAUUAUUUUUUUUUAUCGAUAUGAUAUUUUUGUCAUAUACUCGUCGGAGCAGGAUUGGACUACCUCAUUGAAUCGGCUGCAUCUGAGUUGAAUACUAGGGACCUAGUGGUUUUGAUAGGUAGUGCACUAAUUGGGUCCCAAUGAAUUUCGGAUACUAUACUGGUUGGGUCCCGACUUUUGUUAUAAAAAAUAUACUAGUUGGGUUCGAACAUUAAAAAACAAUACAAAACAUUUUCCUUCUUAGUUUAAUAAACUCAGGACUUAAUAUUUAUUUUACUAUUGAUUUUUUCUGUUAUUUAAUCCUUUAUAAUUUCUUUAUUUAAUAAAAACAUUUUUGUAAAAUACAAUUUUUUUACGAACUUCUCAUUUUAAAAUAAGUAUUUAUUCGAAUACUUUUUAAAAUUUCUAUCCAAUGUCUACCAUUUGAUGGGUAUAUUCUUAUGUAUUAUUUUUCUUAACUCAUAAACUAUUACAUUAAUUCAUAUUAAUAUUAUGGUACUAAAUAAACUGUCCGCCUAAACCCGGAACCCGACUAAUAAACUACUAGCAUACACCCGGGACCCAACUAUACACUAUCCGCAUAUAUCCAGCACCCAUCUAGUGUAGAUUUUUAAACGUGGAACACAACUCGGAUGUGCCGAUCGAUACAGCCCGGGAAAUAUGUAUUAUGCCACCUCCGUAUCAGCUCAUUGCUUUUUAUUGUCAAUACUUUUCCUCGAGAUUGUCUGUAUUGACGACCCAUUAUAACGUUCUAUAGAUUGACUAUGCUUUACUGUGGCUUCAAUUAGCUUACUAAAGGCCUCUAAAUAACCGACUUAAGUUUCUAUCAGCCUUUUAAACACUAUUGUACAUUACUAUCAAAUUAUAUUUCGUAUUAGACUCAAUUAGUCAAUUGCUCCGAUUAUUCACUUGUCCUACUAAAUUUUAUCUCGUACAUUGUGAGAUUUUCCGGUGUCCCGCUGGCCUAGUCCAACCCUGCUGAUCAGAGUCAGAAUAAUAUAUUUUAAUUUUUUAAUUUUGAAUAAUAUAAAACUCGAAACAAACUGAUUCUAACUAAAAAAUAAUAAAUUCAUAAAUCAUUUUAACUAUUAUGAUCUUUUAUAUCUUAGAGAAAUAUAAAACAUCAAAUAUCGAAUGGCAUUGUGCUCAGACAGCUUCAUUUUUCAAACCUAUUCAGAAAACUAAAAAGCAUAAAAAAAGAACUUAUGAGUGUAUUACUUACAACUCGAUAUUCAUCUGAAUGCAAUAAUAAAUAAUUGUAAAUAAAAAAAUUUUCUGAGCAAACAUGGUUUGAAAUUUAAUACUUUUUUACGAGUUUUGUACCAAAAUUUUAAAUAAAAAAUGUAUGUCGACUUUAUUUUUAAUCAAUAUAUACAACCUAAGAUGAUCUUUGUGUUCAAUUUGUCAAGCAUUUCUGCCCAACCAAAUAAUUGAACCCGCAUAAAACCAAAUAAAAACUAAAAAACCAUCAUAAACGUCAAAUACCUAUAAAUCAAUUAUUUAUAAUAUAAUAAAAAUAUUAUUACAUUGAGAAAAGUCUAAUACUUAUAUUCGGAGGAAAUGUCAGCUAUCUACGAAUAUUUUUUAAUCGAAUUAAACAAAAAUAUGAAACCAUAAUAUUGUCGUAUUUUCUACGUUUUUUCUGAUUUUUUUUUCUAAUUAUUAAGAACACUACAAGGGUAAAAAAUAACAAAUUCUUCAAUCUAUCUAAAAUAUAAAAUUUACAUUCAGAAAAGAAAUUUUAUUUUAAAAUCAUUAUUAUAUGUCUAGUAGAAAAUAGUUCAAUAGAUUCAAUAGACAUAUAAAUAUAAAUAUAUAUAUAUUUCUUUUUUAAAUUACGCAUCAUAAACUGCAAUUCUCACUGCACUCAAAAUUCAAAAAAACAUAUUUAAAAAUAUCGCUUUCUUAAUAAAAUUGAUUUAAAAACGAAUUCAGUUACACAAUUUGCCUGCAGGAUAAAAAAAAAUUCAAAUUUACUUAGUUUAGUUUUUAUCGGUUUUUCAAUAUGAGGUUAACAUCUUAUCAUUUUUGGACACACAUAUCUGUUUAAUUUAAAAAGCGUUAUACUACCGUACCGUAUGUGAAUUUGUCUCGUACUUGUCGCACGGAAAAAUACGAGGAUGAUAUAAUUUUCUCCAAUGUCGAAAAUAAUCAUAUAUGCAUUUCGCCAAAAAAGUGGAGCUGUCUGCUAGCAAUUGCACAAAAUUCACAGGUUUUAUUAUCAAAUACGUUAUCAGGAAAACAAUAAAAUGUUAUAAAAUUCUCGUAGUAAUAAUAUUUGAUUCGCGUUAAAAUAGAGAAAAUCGAGAAAAAUACAUUUUUAGAAAAAGAUAUUAAAGUAAUUUAUUAAAUCCUUGUAUACAAUUAUGUAUAUAAUAUGUUUUAGAAUAAAAUCUCUACAUUGGCAAAGACCCGAGUAUCCGAAAUGUGGACGGUGGUUUUUUUUUUUCUUUGAUCAUUUCAAUACUAUUAUUAUUUUCUUUUUUUUUUAAACCACGUAUAAUAUAUUUCUAUUUCGCGAUAAUAAUUUAUAUAUAUAUAUAUAUAUACUAUAUAUAUAUAUAAGAUAUAAUCCUAAACUAUAAAAGGUAUCCUGUUUGUAUAUUUAGUUGGGAAAUAUACUUUUAGUUAUAUUUAGUUAUAUUAUAAUUGUUUUUUUUUUUUUUUUUUUUUUUUUUUUUUUUUGUUGACAUCACCAUUUUCGAUAGUAUUUUCACUGGUAUAUUGAGUAUUUACAAAAUAAAUUCGGACCGAGAGGUAUUUAUACAGCAAUCCGUCGGGUUUGGAGCUUUUCACUAGUUUUUUUACUGUAUAUACUAUUUUUUACUCACGACGUGGAGAGUAAAAGUCGAAAAAGACAAAAAAACAGGGUUCAAUUUUUUUUAAAGCUCCGAAAACGAUUGUGAUUACGACUGCGAUAACCUUGGUGUCCUUUUGUAUAUGUAUAUAUUUUAUAAAUUAUACGAGUAUUUUUGUAUGAAUAUUGAAAUCGUGUAACGGACAUUAUCUAUCGGUCGGAGAUACGAUUUUCAUUUCCGCGAGCUUGCGCAAUACAUUCAUAUAUAUAUUAUAUGUAUGUAUAUAUUUAUAGAUUUUUUUUUAUAUUUUUUAAACGUAUACGUUUAUAAUUUAUACAUAUAUUAUGUGUGUGUGUUAAAAACUUAUACGCUCUGUUGCUGAUGCUAACGUAUGAAGGACGAUUUGUUUGUUUUUUGUUUUGAAAUUUAAAUAUAUUUAUUAUUUUAGAGAACCUGUUAUUUUUCAAUUGUUUAAACAACAUUUAGACUGCUGAUACAUUUAUGUAUAUAUAUAUAUAAACAGUUAUUUCAAUUCAUUUCCCUAUUUGUUUAACUGUUAUUUUAUAUAAUAUAUAUUUUAAAUUUGAUUUUCUAAUUUUGAUUACAUAUACAAUUACCGACCUAUAUAUAAAAUUAAACUUGUCAAAACUAUUGUAUAUCAGUAAACAGAUUUAGAUCAGAUUUUUUUUCUCACAGAAUAUUGAAUACCGAAAAUGUACCUACUUUAAUUGAAUUAAUUUUUAUUUUCGUUUUCUUUAUUAUUCAGCUAUUUUCUUCCCGUUUAUAAUGGUAUAAGUGUAUAACCAGCAGCUUAUCCUGCAGAAGGGAUGGGAGGGUUAGUGUUUUAAAAGCAGAACAUUUUGAACAAAUAUUUCAGAACUAUUCAGAAAAUUACAUUCAUACGCAAGUAACAUAUGUAGUAACUACAUAUGUUUACGAAAAUUUAAAUUCCACAAAUGUUUAAACAAACGAGGAAAAUGGCUACAAAUCGUACCCAAUAGUAGGAUUUUGUUAACAGUCGACAAUAUUAUUGUUUUCAACAAAUAAAUCCCUAGUUUAUUUAAAAAUAAAUCAUCCUAAAUAUUAUAUUUAUAAAAACUUUAAUAAAUGAUACUGCCCUCGCCGCUGCCGCCGCCGCCGCCGCUGCAGCUAAAUAAUAUUAUGUAUCGCCGCCGCCGCCGCCGCCGCUAAGUCUCUUUUUUUUUUGCUUGGCACAUGGUUUUCAUAUUAUAUUGAUAAAUUUUGUAUUUUUAUUAAACUGACGCUCUGUGAAAUCAUAGUUAAUAAUAUUAUGCGUAUAAUAUUCAUCAAAAAUUCCUACUCGCGUAUAUCAACUUAUUAUCACUUAUUCGUUUAUUAUAGUAAAAAUCGAUAAGCGACAAUACAACAAGCGAAAAUUAUAGUUUUUCGUAAUAUUUUCAUAUUUUCGAUAAUUCGUUUUACUCAUGGCCACCGCCUGAGAAAUCCAAUAUUUGAUUUUUUUUUUUUCCUUCGCCUUCAUCCUAACUAUUUGGAGUCUACCAGCCUCGUCCUGAACUUCUACUUAGCCUGAUCUCCCAUGUAAUCCUCGCAUAUACCGGCCGUCUUCGUAUCAUUCUCAAUGACAUUCAACUACCUCUUUUUGAGUCUUUCUCUACCCUUCUUUUCACCUACGUUUAUUUUGUUCACCAUUCUUACGAAUCCUAAUUCCUCUCUCUUUAUGACAUUACCAAACCAAGUUGGUCUAUUUUAUUUUAUUUACUCUUAUAUCGAAGUCACGUCUAAGAUAUUUCCUUUCUUUCCUAUCCUUUCUCGUCACUCCACUUAUCCAACUAUGCGUUUUCAAUUCAACUCAACAUUAAAUUGUUGAACUUACCUCUAAGUCUCUUUGGAAUUCUCUUUCCACUUAAAACACUAUUGAUGUUUCUCUGUACUUGAUCCAACCACACUUUAUCCUAUGUUUCACUUCCUAUUUAAAAUCUCUUGUAUAAAAUAUCCUGGAUACUUAACACUCUCAACCUCUAUUAUUUUACCGCUUAUUUUCAUUACUCGUCGUAUCCUGUUAAUGUAUUUUCUUCAUUAUUUUAACUCAUAAUAUAUCUACUUUAUUUCAUUGAUCCUUAUCCUUCCCAUUUUUCAAGUGCUCUAUUCUCUCCGUUCCUUAAAUCUAUUUCUACUUUAUUUCAGAUCGAAUUCAUUUUUAUAAUUUUAACGUUUAAAUUCAACUGUAACUUUACUGGAGUUAUCGUUUGCGCAUAUUAUAAUUCAAAGGUUUAUUUGAAUUAUAAUAUAUCAUGCCUUUUGUGCUUCUUUUGGUGGAAGAAUGGAGUUGUGAAUCUCAAAUAUAUUUCAGGACGGAUAAUAUACUAUUAAAAAGAAAACAUUCAUAGCAUAUAUACAAGGUCUAAUUAAAAUUUGUAAACUGUGUACGUUGCAUAUCUAUUGAUCUUUAAACGUUGGGAAAAUUUAUUAGAAAUAUACGAGAUUAAACUUGACACAGUCAGCUGCUAUAAGUGAUUAAGCGAAGUGUAAUUUUUAAUCAUGUAGAUUUCAUUUAAAGCAAACAUUUAUAAUAACACAAGUGCAUAUGCAAUUUCGCUAUAAGUCGUGAGAGAUGGUCUUCAACGAGCCAUAAUGAGAAAAUAAUCCUAAAAAUUUGAAAAUCUAUAGGAGAUAACUAUCACGAUUUUUCAUGAGAUUCAGUAACGAGUUCAAAAUCUUAUUUGGAUCAGUUCAAAUUAUUUUGACUGUUGUUUCAGGCACGAAAAGAGUAUCAGCCAAAUUUUUUCCAAAAAUUCUUCAAAAGUAUCAAAAGGAUAGUCAAUUACAGAUCGUUACUGAUUUGCUAGAAUGUGCUAAAUUUGAUCUUUAUUUCCGUAAACUACUAAAUAACGUUUGGUAGGUUUGAAUGGGAGUUUUCUUAAGUGCAUAAGGAAAUUCAAUACAAACGCGUCGUUCUAGUUUUUGAUAACAAUGAAAUUUGACAAGACGUAAGCACACUCAUCGCUUAAUCACUUCUAGCGGUUGACUAAGUCAGAAACUGAGUACGUAUUUGAAAUUAUAAGAAAAUGUCUGCUGUAAUUGGAAUACAAAUAAUACAACUAUAUUUACGUAUAACGUAGAAUUCAUAAGAAAAUUUCAAAUUGCAGGUGUGGAGUCUAUAACACUAAUAUACUCAUCUCUCUGGUUGCACAACUAAUGUUGUUUACCUCUUUUACCUAUCCUCCUGUUGUCACUGAACUUUUGAAACCCUCAUUUGAAAACAAUUAAACAUAACAUUAGUUAAAAGUUCUACUAUGUAAAUAGUACUAGUAUAUAGAUAUAUUAUUUUUAUAAAAAAUAACAAACAAAUGAGCGUAAUUUAAAAAAGAAGGCGUUCAGGCAAUACUUAUGGCAAUGCGCAAACGACAGACUCCGAAAAUAAGUUUGGGAUUUUCGCGUUUCGAAGAUUUAUACCAAUAAUAAAUACCUAGGUAUUUAUAGUCAUAUGCUUUUUGCGUGUUCAAGCAUUUUACAUGUUAUUAUACCGAAAUUAUCAUAGUAUUUGAUAUAAAUUAUUAUUACCGUGGUAUACAUAUAAUAGCAUAUUAAUAUAAUAAAUGGAUCGUCAUCGAUAUCUAUAUACAAACAUAUACAUACAUAAUAUGUAUGGUAUAUAUUAUAUACCAAGUAUAUCGUUGUUUACACAGAUAGACUUUGGGAAUGAAUUCAUAUCAUAUGAGUGUUUUUAAAAAACUAUUUUAGGUUAAGACUAGAGGGUCCUCAAUUGCAGUCAUAUUUGUUGCAUCAGAUUUAUCAACCUGAAAAACCCUUUUUAUUUGAAAAAUCAUUCCAAUAAAUAAUAGAUUUUUUGGUUUUUAUAUUUCAAUAAAUCUUAGUUGUAUAUAUCUUUCCAGUGAACCGACAUACGUCUAUUUCUUUAAGUAGAACAUUAAAGCACAUAUUUGCAAAUAAAACGAUGCAAAUGUUGGGCUAAAUAAAAAGAAAUCGUCAUGAUAUAUUUUUUUCAAUGCUUGUUCAUACCACUUAUGUCAUUAAAAUGUUAAUAGUUAGUAACAAUUUUAUUUAUUUCAGUAAUUAUAAUUAAAAUAUUCACAAUUUUUUUAUAAAUUUUUUUUUAAAUUUAUAAUUUUAGGAUUUUCUUAUGAUAAUUUAAAUUUAAAUUUUGUAUCCUUAAUAUAAUUUCUUCAUCAACAACACGAACUAUAAGAAAGACAAAAUGUCUUUAAAAUGGAUGUUGUUAGUAUAGUCUCAAAGAUGGGAACACCACUGGUUUUAAGAUUUUCUUUCACUGCAGCAUAUGAUUAUUCUUAUAAUGAAUUCAUUUCCAAUGUUAAAAACCCUGAACGCUUUUGUAGAUAAUUAAUAUGUUUGUAUGUAUGUUUGGAUCAGGCGCGUAUAUAUCAGACACAUUUAUCGGAGGGGGUAAAAUUGAAAAAAAAUAUAUGUCUAGUUUAUCUACUAAACACGUAAGUAUUAAUACUUAUACCCUGAUAUUUGGGAAGGGGUGAGAGGUUGUGCCCCCAAAACUCCCUCUCGUAUACGCGUCUGGUUCCGGUGAUAAAACAUUAUGUCGUUCAACACACUUUUUUUUUCAAAAGUGUCGAGUUCAAAAUACAGGUCUUAUAGUGGUUAUAAUCGUUUGGCAUAACGAUCAUCAUAAGUAUUCACGCUCGAGCAUCCGUCUCACCAAUAUACCUAAAUAGGUAUACAUACUUAAUAUUGAUGAGGACCGCGAGCGCGCGAAUUCGUUCGUUCAUAGACGUGUUAUGAUUUUUGUUUUGUUUUCGGGAUGUUUUUUUCAUGCAUCGUUAUUUUUUUCCGCAUCGUAAACGAUAAUUCGCCUUGUUUACAGGAAAACUUCAUAAACGUUGGAUUUCUCCGUCUGUUCCGGGCCGCAAGACUGAUAAAACUGCUCCGACAAGGGUACACGAUACGAAUAUUGCUUUGGACGUUUGUCCAAUCGUUUAAAGUAAGUAUAUUGUCAUUUUUUUUUUUAAUAAACAUUUUAAUAAUGUAUUUUAAUUUUUCGACUUGUCCCGCAGGCAUUGCCCUACGUCUGUCUACUGAUCGGUAUGCUGUUUUUCAUUUACGCUAUCAUCGGGAUGCAGAUUUUUGGAAAUAUACUCCUGAACCCGGUGACGGACAUUAACAGGCACAACAAUUUCCAAACGUUUGUCCAGAGUCUGAUGCUGUUAUUUCGGUAAAAAAUGCUAAAUAAUAUAAAAACUCGGUUCCGGCUGAAUCAGUUUUCUUAGAAAUACAUUUUAUUACUCAUAUCAUUUCGUUUCAAAGUACCAUUUUGGUAUUGUGUCAUCGGUUGUAAUAUCGGUCAUAAUUUACAAUAUCUAUGUCUAUAAAAAUGUUGUAGAUGCGCUACGGGCGAAGCGUGGCCGUCGAUUAUGUUAUCGUGUAACAAAGGUAAACCGUGUGAAACAGGAGCGAAGAAGCUUGGAAACGAUUGUGGUUCCAACAUGGCCUACAUGUAUUUCGUGUCAUUCAUUUUCUUCUGUUCGUUUUUAGUGAGUACUUUUUUUCGCGUCUUUUUUGUUUCAUUUAAAUAAUUCGAUUUUUUCCCCUUGUUCAAAUUGUACUGUUCCUAAAUUAGCGAAUUAAAAAAAUAAAUUCAGGUUAAAACUAUCCUAAGUUCGAAUUAUUUAUAAUUUAUAUUAAUAACCCUUGAAAUACAAUUCUAUCCACAAAAUAUACUUUUUACUUAAAGUUUUUAUUUUAAAAAAAUGUGUGAUGAAGUUUCUUCUGCAAUGAACUGUCAAGUGUCAAAGUGUCUGUAAAUGUACGAUUUAUAACGACAAUUUCUGUUAUUGUAUUAUUUAGAUGUUAAACUUGUUCGUGGCUGUUAUCAUGGAUAAUUUUGAUUAUCUGACUCGAGAUUCGUCGAUUUUGGGUGCACAUCAUUUGGACGAAUUCGUACGGAUCUGGGCGGAAUACGAUCCAAACGCCACGUAAGUGUAUAAAAUAUUCAACUUUUAAUUUCUGCACCAAUAAAUAAUAGACCAAUAUGAUUUAAAAAUAUAUAAUUUAAUUAUUAAACUCUAUAAUGAUGCAUAACUUUUGCGGAUGUUUAUAGUUUUGAUAGAAGAAACAGGAACGCCGGGUCGGUAAAGGAAGGUUAAGUAAACAAUAAUGGAGUAUAAUAUUAUAGAGUACGAUUUUAAGCAAAUUUAUGAUGGAUCGAGAUAAUUGAUAUGAUGAGGGAGAGUAUCAGACUGAGGUGGUUCUGAUAUUUGAUAAGAAGAAAUAUAAAAAAAACUAUGAAAGUAAUUUUUACAAAUUAAUACAAAUAAAAGAAGACGUGAGAUGAGAUGGAGAAAAAAUAUAACACAGUUAAGAGUGAUAUGAGGAUUUAUGGGGUAUGUGUAGAUGAUGCUAGAGACAAAUUUAACUGGAGAGUUAUGACCAAGGUAGCUGAUUCCAAAUAAAUCAGAUUAAAGUCUAGUGAGAAGAAUCAUGAACGAUUCUCUGACUUAAGAAAAAUACGAAUUAUUGCACUCUAUACAAUUAUGUAUUUUAGGGGAAAGAUACAUUACACGGAAAUGUACGACAUGUUGAAAAACAUCGAUCCGCCUUUGGGUUUUGGCAACAAGUGUCCGAACCGUUUAGCGUACAAAAAACUUAUCCGAAUGAACAUGCCCGUCGAUCAGGAUGGUAAGGUGCAGUUUACUACCACGUUAUUUGCUCUAAUCCGGGAAAAUCUGAGUAUCAAGAUGCGAUGCGGUAAGUUCAUGAGAAUAAUUUAUAUACAUAUAGUUAAUACAAACCGCGUUUCGGUAAUAAUAUAUUUUCGACGAUGUUUUUCUCCCCGAUCGUAUAUAGCUGAAGAAAUGGACCAAGCGGACGAAGAGUUACGGGAAACGGUCAGACACAUAUGGCCGCUACAAGCUAGAAAAAUUCUGGAAUUACUUAUUCCAAAAAGCGAUUGUGGGUGUUUUUUUCAUAGACCAUGUUGUCUUUGCGUGAAUUCAUAAUUUUUUUUUUUUUUCUAACCGUACAGGUUUGAACGCCGGAAAAUUAACGGUGGGCAAGAUAUACGCGGGACUGUUGAUUUUGGAGAGUUGGAAAUCCACGAAAUUCGGUCAGGUCGAAUCGUCGAAUCCACAGGUAAUAUAUAUUAUAUUCAUAAAAUAAUGUUUAACGGCUAAAUAUAAUUAUAAUAUACCUAUUAUAAAUAAUAUGUUUAAAGAAAAAAAAAACACGUAUUAACGUGUAAAAUUAAUCAUUAUUAUAUAUAGAAAAAGGGUAAAAAUAUAAAAUUAAAAAAAAAAAGUUAAAAAUAGUAAGGCGAAACACAUAGUAUAAUAUUAUUUUAUGCCCAUGGGAAAAUUUUAAUAAAAAUUAUUUAAUAAUAUAUAUAUAUAAAAAAAAAAAAAACGUACGUACGUACAGUUAAGUCAGUUGUUUAUUUAUUGAGUGCUAUUACCCCUAAUUUUUAUUUUAUUUUUUUCAAAUUGUCAUAUUAUUAUUUGUGUUGUGAACUUUAUCGAUGCGUGUUUAUUUUCCUUGGACCGAUUACAAUGUUUUCCAUUGGUGUGUUUUUGGUGAAACAAUAUUAUUGGUUGGUGUACAGCGCAUGCACGAUUUAAUUUCAGACUGUUUUUGUUCGGUUUUGUUGAUUUUUGUUUUUUUUUUUUAAUUUUUUUUUUUUAUGAUUUAUUAAUAAUUGGUACAAAAAUCAAUGUUGUGAAAGCGAAUUUUUCUUUUUGAUUUUGUUUUCACAUUGUAUUAAAAAUCGUUUAUAAGGUACGAAUAUUUUAACGUAACGCAAACUAAACGGCCGUCACAAAUUAAUUUUCGUACUUUGUUUACGUAACCAUGAGGAUACCAAAACAAUUUUGUUUUAUAAAAAGCUACAACAUUGAGCUUUGUGGACACGAAAAAAAACACGUUUUGCUUUUACACGUUCACACUUGUUUGACGGUAUUUUUAUUUUUAUUUUUUGACAUUUUGUUUUGUUUUUGGUUUUGAUUUUGGUUUUGUGUUGUAAAAUCCCCGAUUUUUCUACGAAAAAAAAACCAUGCCGUAUACAUUAAAAUAUAUAAACGUAAAAAUAUUAUAAGGUGUCGACAUUUUUAAACACAAGUAAAAGUGUUUUUGGUUUUAUCGUUUUAAUUUUUGUUUUUUAUUUUUUGUUUUGUUUUUAAUUUUUUAUUAUUAUUUAUAGCUUUAAAAAUAAUAUUAUAUAAUAUAUUUGAUAUAUAAUACAGUUUUUUUAGUAGAUAGGUGAUUAUAGUCAGUGAAGUAGGUAUAUUAUUAUAUAAUGACAUUGUUUAGUGUAGUAUGUGCACAAAAUAAUAAUUUGUCGAUGUGUGGAGAAUAUUAUUGAAUAAGGUUGGGUGGAAUUUGUUUUUAUUUUAGGCAUAAUAAAAAUCGUGGAACACCGUUGAUGUUUUUAUAGGCUUAGAAUAUUAUUAUUCGUAGAACACAUAAUAUUUUUUAGAGCAUGGAAAAAAAUGGGUGAACGAAAUUACCUAGUAAAAAAUGGAAAUUGAGAACAGUCGACAUAGAGNUAGUUUCAUAUUUUUUUUUUUAUUUUUUUUUUUUUUUUUUUUUUUUUUUUUUUGUUAUUGUUUUAUUAUUAUUAUUAUUUUUUUUUUUUUGUAUUUACAUAUUAUUUUAUUUACUCGUUAUAUGUUGGCUAUAAAUUCCUUUUUGUUCACACAUUAUAAAAUUUACUAUGUCGUUUAUUCCUAUAAUUUUAUUCACAUACCUGAUAGCAAUAAUAACACCUAUUGAUAGUAUGCACUAAGAGAGAAACGUUAGUAUAAAUUACAAAAGAAGAAAAAUAACCAAUAACCUCAUCAGUUUUUUCUACUUUACGUAUAAUUUGAUUUCUAUUUUGAUAAUCACCCCUGUUUUUUUUAAUAUACGUACCUAAUAUUGGACGUUAUUAAUUCAGAGCCUAUUCAGAGUGAACAUCAUUAAAAACGGAUCGUAACAACAGUAUUACACUUCUAGAACACUUUUCACAGCGUUUUGAAUAUUCUAAUAUAAUAAUAAUAAUAAUUAUUAUUAUUAUUAUCCAUUUAUCGAAUAUAAUUUUAUCAAUUUUGUCAAUUUAUACGUUUUUAUCAUAAUCAUUCAUCGUAUACCUAAUAUAUGCUAUGCAGUGCCGUGCUAACUAUCGUUAAUACCCUAAAAGGCAAACACCGUGUUGAGUGCCCGAGCUUGAUAUCCAUCUAAAAUUUGACGACCCAACAUUUUGUGACACCCUUGACGCCUUAUGGCAGUUGACUCCUUCCCUCUUAGCAUGGUCCUGUAUGUAUGUAUAGAUACAUAUAUUUAUACAUAAUCCAUACGAUCACUACAUAUUUUAUAAAAUAGUAAAGAUCUAUUUGUUAAUUUAUUAUUAUUUAUUUAAUUUUCAUUAUUAUUAUUAUUAAUUUAUUUUUAUUUUGUUUUGUUUCAUUGUUAUUAUUAUUAUUUGUUUUUUUAAAUCCUUGUCCUCUAAUAUAUUUACAUAAACCCUACCCAUAUUACUAAAUAUUUUAUUAUUAUCAACCCGCCCCCCCAUCCACCAUGAAAUAAAUAAUACAUAUUAUAUUAUUAUAAUUUCCCAUAAUAUAUAUUUAAACAAAAACACACACACACACACAUACACACACACACGUACACACUUAUCCGUAUAUUGUUAUAUAUUAUAAUAUUAUAUAGACACUAAAAUACCUAUUAUAAUAAUUGUCAUAUAAUUAUAUAUAGGCAACGUGCAAGUAAACAAAAAUAUUAUUAUUAUAUGAUAUGUUAACAUGAUAAUAUAUUUUGUUCGUCUAUUAGACCACAGUUCAGCUGGCUAUUAUACAUUAGAUAAUAAUAUUCUAUAUAUUUUAUACAUAUAGCGCUAAACAUUAUUUGUUUAUUAUAAUACAUUUUGUAUUUUUCUAAUUUUUCAUUAUUUAUUUAUUUAAUUAUUUAUUUAUUUAUUUAUUUAUUUAUUUAUUUAUUUAUUUAUUAUUCAGUACUUUUACAAACAUAAUAUUAAAAUAGAUUCAUUUCUUAUUCAUGUAUAAAAGCACGGGUCUUUUUUGAUAUAAACGGAACAUCACGAACCCUGUAAUACACGUCUAUAUAAUAAUUAUAUUAUUAGCAUAGCGUGUAUAAUUCAUCGUCAUAUUUCAUUAUAACUUCGCAUAUUAUAUAUGUUUUUAUUAUACACUUUUACGAUAAAUAUUAUUAUAGUCUGAUCGUUUUUUUUUCGUUUUGCCUACCCGCAUUCUUAGACGUAGUAAUUCCACCAGUAUUUUUUUUUCUUAGUUGCACGAAUAAUAUAGUAAUUGUUAUUAUAAAUAUGUAAUAUUAUGUAUUCUGCACACGUGUGUAUGCGAUAGUUACAAUGUUUUAUUAUAUUAUAGAUUAUAGAUUAUAUUAUUACAAAAUAUAGAUAGAUUGCGAUGGUUUGUUAUUUUUUUUUAUGUGUUUAUUUUUUUCAUUUAUUUUUUUUAUUUUUAUAUAUAUAAAUAAUAUAACGAUAUAUAAUAAUAAAAAAAAAAAAAUAAUAAUAUAAUUAUAUAUUAUAUACGAUAUAAAGAAAGCGAAAAAAAAAAGAAAACAAUAAAUCGUGAAAUUUCAAAAAUAAAAAGUAAAAUAAAUUACCUACCUAUACAUUCAUUUAUUUUUUUUAAGCUUAUACAACACCCGCUUGAUGAUAAAGCUUCGUGUAUAUAUAUUAUACAAUAUCUUCGUAUAUAAAAAAAGUUAUACAUACAAAGCUUACUUUAUUUAUUUAUUUUUUAUUUUAGGGAGAUAUGGUGGUGGUUAGGCUAUACAAAAUUAUAUAUAGUUGCACAUUGUUGCACUCCUAAACAAUACAUUGCUAUACUAUGUAAUUUUUCGCUAAUUUUAUUUUUUUUAUUGUUUUUUUUUCCAUUUCUAGUUUACCACUUUUAUACCACAUAUAUAUAUGUAUAUAUAUAUAUAUAUGUAUAUACAUAUAUAUAUAUAUAUAUAUUACAUUAUACUGCCUACCUACCUAUCUAUUUACACUAUUAUACUAUCUUUUUUCUAUAAAACGUUAUUGUGUAAAAAUUUCAAACAGCACUCGUCAUUCUUUACGUGCCUGAUGGAGGCCGCCGGUGCGACCAAUUGGAACGCGGAACGUGGACAGGACGAAGACGAAAACAGCUGUUUACUUGACAGGACAAACUCCAGGAGCAGGUAAUUUAGACAUUACACAUCACUCAAUACGAAGGCGGUGUACUUAUCGAAAAAAAUAAUCAACAUUCCACCAUCUUAUGAUAUUUUAUACUAUCCACUAUUAUCUGAUUAGCCCGAUUCAUUUUUAAAUCUAUAUAUUAUGGUUAUAUGUAUUAAUUUGUUUUUUCUACUUGAUUCUCUAUAUGAUAUAAUAAUGUCAAAUCUCACGAAUACGUAGCCUAAAAACAAAUAAUAGUAUAUUUAUAUUAUAAACGUUAUAUGCCAUAUUAUAUUACAAAAAAAAAAUCAAAACGGAUGAAUCUAUUAAUUAGUACGUUUAUAUGAUGCGGCGUUAAAACGGUUUAGCUGAGUAUCUAUUACACCCGUUUGUAUAUUAAAUCAGUUUAGUGAUCAUUUUGUAAACUGAUUUAAGAAUGGUACUUGUACAAUUUUAUUAUCAAAUUAUUAAAAUGAAACAGAUUCUACUAUAAGAUUAAAUAUUAUUAUUUAAUCUUAAAGUAAGUAUAUUAAAAUAUAAAAUAAAAAAUCUAGACGAAACUUAUUCAAAAAAACUCAUAUAAAUAAUAUUUUACCAUUAUUAUUAUUUCGUAUGGCAUGGGUAAUUGAAAACAUGGUUGAACAACAAAUUCUAAAAUAAUUUUAUUUAAAUCUAAAUUAAAUAAACUGAUUGCAUCAUAAUCUUAGUCUAAAGUUGAAUGUCUAGGCUGUUUAACAAUUCUAUGGGGUCAGCUGAAACUUCAUUUAUACCAUUUGUGCCCUUUGGAAACCUUCUGUUAUAGCUCUCGUAACUAAGCACAGAACUAUCUGAAUGUAAUCGUUGCAAUCAGAUCUCGGAUCCCUUUUAUUGUCCACUUGUGAAGUAAAUAUCCUUAUCUACCAUGUCCCGUCCUUAUACUAUUUAGUUUUGUCCAUCUUUGUCUAUAAUUGACCAUGCAACGUACAAAGCCUGAUAAAGUUGUACAUUUUUGUUGGACUUCAAAAACCCGUAUAUAAAUCACUGAAUUGAAGAAACUUACCGAGCUUAGAGCUUACCGUUGGGAACGGUCUAGUAAUAAUAUUUUAGAUCCUGAGAGUAGUGAAGAGUUUAUUUGUUUUAUUAUAUGAUGUAUGCUCUUUUUUCUUUCUAUAAAUAACAUUUUAAACAGAAUUAAUUUUGAUUUAAUUAUCAAACUCAAGAAAGUUUUUGAUAGUGAGUUUUGUCUAUUUGGUGCAUUGAGAUAGUAAUUUUUUUGAUUUUCAGUUGUAAUUCAAAGUUUAUAAGUCAACGUAGCGUUCUAACGUUUUUAAAUCACUAAGCAGCUCACCAAAUUGUACAUGGUAGCCUGUUUGUAUGUUCAUUUGAAUUAACCGCCAAAGGAGAGCUCAAAGUCGAUUUUUGGUUAGAUAGAGCAAGCUUUCUAAAUGAAUAGUUAUUUACAAAGAGAAAAAAACAAGUACAUAUCAAUGUAAAAAAAAAUGACACGAUCUAACAUGAAUGAACACGCACUUUCAUUUUACAAGUAUAUACGUUGUCACAAUAAAUAAACCUAUUUUAAACUGAAAAUAAACAUUGCUAGGAGGUGAAAUAUUUUUAGAGUAAUAUUAUGGCAAUAUUAUUGGUUUCAUUUGGUAUAGCUUAUAUUAUCUUUGAUCAGUAUUUUGUCACGAUUAUCGCGGUUGACGUUUUUGUAAGUGGACCAUAUUUCUGUUUACGAUAAUGGGCUGCUUGGGCAUUUCAAUAGGUUUUUAAUUUUUUGUUUCAUACUAAAUUUCUAUCUUCUGAAAUUUAUGUAGAUUUUUUAAUUUAUCUGUUAUUCUAUCUACUCCCAUUCUGAGUCUAGUCAGAAAUAUCCAGUUACCAAUUUUGAUCAUCGCGCUUGUUAAGGAGAUCUUUCUAUGAAUUUUGUACUUUUGAGGAAAAUGGCACAGCUCCUGCCACCGCAUUGUCCCUUCAACCUUACAUAUGGCUACUUUACUAAUUUCUCGAACCCGAGAUGUUAUACCGUUGAAGUUCAACAGAAAUAUUGUUAAAAUUAUUUAGGUACCGCGUAACUCAGUGGUCGAGCAAUCAUACGGAAAACGAAAGACUAGGAUUCGAUUUCCGGUCCAGCCUGGUUUUUAGCACUAUUUUUCUGAUUGCGUUAAAGAUCUUCUUAGACUUGAGUCAGAAUUUCAGUUAGAUCAAUUAGAUCAGUCUAUGUAACGAAUUUCUUGUUUUUUUUCGGCUUUUUAUCGCUAUCAGCUCGCUAUGACUUGUCAGCAAAGGUUAUAGCCACGAGCCGGUAUAUUUUAAGAAAUGUGCUAUUGUUGAAACAGCCGUGAUAUCAUUUGACAUGAUUCCCCCAUUGCUAUAUAUACCCGUUUUAUAUAUAUAGACCCAAGUAUUCAGAAAACAAAGUUAUCUAGUUUUUCCACUCAAUAUUCAGAUUCGGGCCUAUUCAUUUAUUUCAAACCGCUUUAACGCCAUCAUAUAAACGUAGGAACCUCCUAUAAAUGCAACGUUUUGAAUGGAAUGUGUUAUAUUUUCGUACAUCGUUUGUUCGUAUAUGAAAAAAUAUACCUAUAUGGUGUCGUUCCGAAACACAAAUAUGAUAUUAUACCGAUGACGGAUGGUCUUAUUUGUUUCAGGUCUAAAAAUAAGGUGAUGACCGUAAUGACAAAGUAA